This is a messenger RNA of Rhodotorula graminis WP1, 2571 nucleotides long. RefSeq lists its product as uncharacterized. Gene Ontology annotation, cellular component: RSC-type complex. The transcript has 12 exons. The coding region runs from base 1 to 2502 and encodes 833 amino acids. Gene Ontology annotation, molecular function: protein binding; chromatin binding. The record is from RefSeq and is a predicted model, not a curated record. Gene Ontology annotation, biological process: chromatin remodeling. Lineage: Eukaryota; Fungi; Basidiomycota; Microbotryomycetes; Sporidiobolales; Sporidiobolaceae.
AUGCCGCUCGCGCCACACGUGCAGCAGCCUCUCGGCGAGCUGCUCAACGCGCUGUACCACCUCGAGACGUCGGCCGGUGGCGGCAUGAAGCGCGCCUACUCGGCCAUCUUCCAGGACCUCCCCGACCGCGGCGAGUACCCGGACUACUACCUCGUCAUCAAGGAGCCCCGGUGCCUCAACGGGAUCUUCGAGAGCCUCCAGCGCGGCAGCUACUCGUCGCCGCAAGCUGUCGCCUACGACCUCUUCCUCAUCUGGUCCAAUGCCCGCGAGUACAACGAGCAGGGCAGCAUGGUCUACGCCGACGCCGACAAGCUCGAGGGCUACAUGGAGCGCCUAUGGCGAGAGCGAGCCCCUCCUCUUCCUCCCUUCGAGUCGCUCCCCCGACCUGGCUCGCUUCCCGCGCCUCAACCCGCCGCACCCGACGCCGAGCGCAAGCCCAAGCGCAUCAAGCUCACGGGCGCACUCGCUGGAGGGCCCUCGACGCCCUCGCCCGGCCUCGUCCCGCCGGGCGCCGUCAAGCACCGCAACGGCCCGUCCGCCUCGCCUGCUCCGGCCUCGGCAACGCCCAGCCUCACGCUCAAGCUCGGCGGCAGCCGUGCUCCCCCCACCCCGGCACCUCCUCCUCCUCUGCCCAACCUCCCGAGCAUGCCGUCCCUCCCGUCAACCGCCAUGCCCGACCUGCCCGUCGCCUCGACCUCGGCGGCCGGCCCGGCCUCGCGCGAUAUCUCGGUCGCGCCGGUCCCCGGCGCACAUGAAGGUGGAGCAGAGGGUGAGGAAGGCGCGGCUGGGACGCCGGGUCCAUCCUUGCCGACAAUCGGCGACGUCGAGUCGGGCUGGAUGUCUGGCGACGUGGGCCCGAACCCGACCCAGGCGUACCUCGACAUCCUCGACAAGAUUCGCAAGUACACGGACGCGACUGGACGACCACUCGCGACGCCGCUCAUCGACGUCCCGGACCGUGCCGCUCGACCCGACUACUACCAGCUCGUCGACCGCCCGCUCUCGCUCAACAGCAUCGAGGCGAACGUCCACGCGGGCGUCUACGGCUCGCCCGAGGCGUUCGACCAGGACCUGCACCACCUGUUCUCGAUCGCCAAGCUCUUCAUUCGGCCCGACUCGCCCGGGACCGUCUACAGCGACCUCAUGGUGCUGCAGCGUCUCUACCAGGAGCUCACGAAGCAGGUCAGCCCGUCGGUGCGCUCGGCCGUCAUCGACGACGCCGCCGCGCUCGCGUCGGUCGGGGCGGGUCCUGGCAACGUGCAGCACGCCAAGGGCGACGAGUCGGCCGUCGGGACCGACUUCAAGAGCCGCGCGACGACGCGGCCGACGACCAAGGACAAGGUGUUCCUCGACGGCAUCAACUUCAAGGGCGACUUUCUCAAGACGGGCGACUGGGUCCACCUCCUCAACCCCGACAACCCGGGCAAGCCCAUCAUCGCCCAGAUCUGGAAGACGUACAAGCGUCCCGACUCGGCUCAGCGCUGUCUCUCCGUCUGCUGGUACUACCGCCCCGAGGAGACGGUGCACCCGGCUUCGCGCACUUUCUACGAGAACGAGGUGUUCAAGACGGGCGUCUUUGUCGACCACGUCGUCGAGGACUUUGCCGACCGCUGCUUCGUCAUGUUCUUCACCAAGUACACUCGCGGCCGCCCUCGAGCCCCGGCUUGGACGCCCGCCAUGCCGCUGUACGUGUGCGAGUUCCGGUACAAGGACGACGUCAAGGCGUUCAAGAAGAUCAAGAGCUGGUCGUCGUGCGUGCCCGAGGAGAUGCGCAAGCACGAGUACGAGUUCGAGCCGUACCCGGACGACCGCGUCGACACGCUGCACAAGAUCAAGAGCCCGUUCGUCCGGGGCGUCGCGGGCCCUGGUCGGCUCGACGUCGGUGGCGGCGCAGGUGGUGGAGGUGGCGCAGCAGGUGCGGCGGCGGGCGCGGCGGCGAACCCGACGUACCACUUUUCGCAGGACGGCAAGCCGGCGACGGCGCAGGAGGUGCAGGACGAGGGACACGCUCGCGACCUCGUCGUCGGCGGCGGCGACAGCAUGCAGGUCGACCCGAGCAGCGGCUCGCUCGCCGUCGACGCUGCGCUCGCCUCGUUCGGCGGCCCGCAGCAGCAGCAGCCGAUGAUGGCGGGCGGCGGCCCGAGCGCGUCCGACCUGUCGACGAGCGCGGCGCUCGCCGCCCUCUCGUCGUCGCUCGACAUCCUGCCCGGCUCGACGUCGGGCACGGCGUCGACGCCGACUGUCGAGCUCGCGAGCGCGCCUGCCGCAGCGCCGACGCCGGCUGAGCUCGCCGCGGCCAACGAGGCGUUCUCGCCUCUGCCUCCCUCGAUCGCGUCCAAGUUCCGCUCCGACACGUUCGGCGACGUCCUCUGGUUCACGGCGCCCGGCGCCACCCCGCCAGCCUCGAGCGCCGCUCCCGAUGCAGGCGCGACGCACUCGCUCGAGUACCUGUACUGGCGCGCGAUGCAGAAGCGCGAGACCGAGGGCGCUGCGGCGGCUUGAGGAGGUUUCUCGAGCGCGACGCGAGAGAGAGAAAGGAAGGGUUGCAAAGACGAUUCGAGUUGCACGGUG